CAGAAUUGCAUGCACUGAUGCCUCUUGUCAGCUGUGCCGCAAAUAAGAUCCAAAAAAGGAACUGUAAAUAGUUGAAUUUGCAUACAAAAGUUAAGUGUAUUGUCCAUUAUUUGUAUUUAAUUUUUAUUUUGUAGUGUCUGCAUGUUUGCACAACAUUUGUACCUACUGUUGUUUAUUUAUAUGGAAAUAAACAGUCGUUUAUUUCAUUCAUGCGUACUGGCAUCUUUGAGCAAAAUACCCCCAAAAUUUUUCGGCGCAGCGCGCCAACAACACCACCGACUGCUUACCACCUUGACUGAGACAUUUACUGGGGGAAACACUGCACAUGUAUACGCAGAGCCACUUAAGCUGCCAGGCACCAUAUACAUUGAAUGGUAGACUGUAUGAAAGACAGAGUUUAAUGAAAAGGAUAUUGAAGCCAAAUUCUCCUGGUCAUCACACUCCUUCUCAUGACACACCUAUUCAACAAAAGCAUAGAGAUCUUCUCUAUCCCGUUAGUCAAUGGUGUAUUUUGUAUUAAUUUUUUCUCCUGUCUUUAUAUCUCAUGUACUUCGAACUCUAAUCAAUUGCUGGGUGUGUACAUUUGUACAAAAUAAUUGUUAAAGAAUUUGCCGGAUUCGAUAGGCCUUAUUUAAGGCGCUCUCUUCCUAUCCACAGGUAGACCAGAUAUGCAAGGGACUAAGAGAAACCGAUGAAAAAAGUUAAUUGGAAUUUUUCCAUUUUCAGUCCAGACCAGUCCAGGCUGGAACAGACCAGAUUGAUCAAGGCAUUUUCACACCAGACCGAGAGGCUAGAUUUUGCUCUCUAACAAGUCAAGGUCUUCAGAGUGGAUGGAAGGAGAUGAUUUUAGUACAGAUGCAGUGAUGAACAUCUGUGAUGAUCUGAUGGCUGACCAAAGGAUGGACAUCUCGUCUACCAUGACCGACUUCAUGUCUUCCGGCUCGACCGACCUCAUCUCCAACACCACCAGCACACCCGGCCUGGACUACACCCGCAAAAGGAAGGGGAGCACCACUGACUACCAGAUCGAUGGCUUUUCUUUUGAUGACAUGGACCCGGACAAGGAUAAAAUGGGAAGUGACCCACAUGGCCGGAUAAAGAAUGCCAGGGAGGCCCACAGUCAGAUUGAGAAACGGAGGCGGGACAAGAUGAACAGCUUCAUCGACGAGCUGGCGUCAUUGGUGCCCACCUGCAACGCCAUGUCCAGGAAACUGGACAAGCUGACGGUCCUGCGCAUGGCCGUGCAGCACAUGAAGACCUUACGGGGUGCAGCCAACCCUUACACAGAAGCCAACUACAAGCCCUCGUUUCUGACAGACGACGAACUGAAGCAUUUGAUCCUAAGGGCUGCUGAUGGGUUUCUGUUUGUGGUUGGAUGUGACCGUGGCAAGAUUCUGUUUGUCUCCGAGUCUGUCUACAAGAUUCUGAACUACAGCCAGAACGAUCUGAUAGGCCAGAGUCUGUUCGAUUACCUUCACCCCAAGGACAUCGCCAAAGUCAAGGAGCAGCUGUCCUCCUCGGACACAGCCCCGCGCGAGAGGCUCAUCGACGCUAAAACGGGUCUGCCGGUGAAGACGGACAUCGCCCCCAGCCCGUCCAGGCUCUGCUCUGGGGCCCGACGCUCCUUCUUCUGUAGGAUGAAGUGCAACAGGCCCUCGGUCAAAGUAGAGGAGAAGGACUUCCCUUCCACCUGCUCAAAAAAGAAAGUGGACCGCAAGAGCUUCUGCACCAUCCACAGUACGGGCUACCUGAAGAGCUGGCCGCCCACCAAGAUGGGCCUGGACGAGGACAACGAGCCCGACAACGAGGGCUGCAACCUGAGCUGCCUGGUGGCCAUCGGCCGGCUGCACCCCCACAUCGUGCCUCAGCCCCCCACCGCCGACAUCCGGGUCAAGCCCACCGAGUACGUCUCGCGCCACGCCAUCGACGGGAAGUUCGUCUUCGUCGACCAGAGGGCGACGGCCAUCCUGGCCUACCUCCCCCAAGAGCUGCUGGGGACCUCCUUCUACGAGUACUUCCACCAGGACGACAUCGGCCACCUCGCCGAGUGCCACAGACAAGUCCUCCAGAUGAGGGAAAAGAUCAACACAAACUGUUACAAGUUCAAGAUCAAGGACGGCUCGUUCAUCACACUGCGGAGCCGCUGGUUCAGCUUCAUGAACCCCUGGACCAAGGAGGUGGAGUACAUCGUCUCCACCAACACCGUGGUCUCCUGUCCUAUGGUGGAGGGAUCAGACUACCCUCAGUCAGCCGCCUCUCCACAGAGCAUGGACAGUGCGCUCACCUCUGAGGGCGGGGGCCGGAGGGUGCUGCAGACAGUUCCUGGAAUCCCAGGGGGCACGAGGGCCGGGGCCGGGAAGAUAGGACGCAUGAUCGCAGAAGAGGUGAUGGAGAUCCAGAGGAUCAGAGGCUCCUCUCCUUCCAGCUCGGGCUCCAGCCCUCUGAACAUCACCAGCACCCCGCCUCCAGACACCGGCUCCCCGGGCGGCAAGAAAAUCCAGAACGGGACUCCGGACCUGCCGUCAACCGGGAUCCUCACCGGACCCGACUCCAUAGGGUACCCCUACUCUAACCAGUCCAUCAUGAGCGACAACUCCCACCUGAGCAUCGACAUCAUGGACGAGCCAGGCUCCAGUAGCCCCAGCAACGAUGAGGCGGCCAUGGCGGUCAUCAUGUCCCUUCUGGAGGCCGAUGCCGGCCUGGGAGGACCAGUAGACUUUAGCGACUUGCCCUGGCCUUUGUGAGACCCACCUGUGUUUAUGUGUUUGUGUGUAGGGGUGGGGCAGGGGUUCUACCUGUGCUACCUGCUGCCCCUCCCCCCUCCCCACCCCUACGUACGUGUGUCCAGAGGGUGGGUCUGACGGGGGCAUCGCCACGUGCCGCCCCCCCCUGCUCUCAUCUGGUGUGUACCGUCACAUGCAGGACAACAGCCCCUCCAUAGACGGCGCAAAAAGGGAGUUUUUCUUGAACACGUAGCUUCACGAAAAGAAAGAAAACCGUAUCGACUCCACCAGAUGUCCAGAACGGCCUCCUCCUAUGAAGGUUAGCGGGAUAUGACCGAAGAGUGCUGUGGCGAAGAGCAAGGCCCCUCUUCAGACUGUCAGAGGGGCAGCACACAUACCCCCCCCCCGCCCCCCACAGGAGCCUCCGCACUGAGGACGGAUCUCUAGGACCCCAGGGCUCGGGAACAAGAGCCCUCUGCUGCCGUUUUGUUUUUAUCAAUGAAACUGUCAAGGUUUGUUUGGAGUCCGAUGCCAUAUUAACUACUACCUACCUAAUGCUACCUGUUGUAUUCUUUAUCUUGAUGCUAUCCUAAGCUAGUCAGUAAUACUAUUUCCAGAUGACCUACUUUGUUCUUGCGAAGCCCUUAUAAUGAGUCAAUAAGUGACACAGGAAAGGUGGAUACUGAUCGAUUGGAAAUACAAUAUCAGAGUUAUGAGUGGCAUUGUGUAAAUUGCCAAAGUGCUGUAUUUUCAUACCUGGCAAAAACCUGCAUCAUUACUGUCAAGGUUUUUACUGUGCUUGUAUUAAACAACGCCAUCCCUUGACAACAGGGUAUCUGUGCAUUUAAGAAAAGGAUUUGGACUAUUUUGGUCAGACAAACUAAGCAACAUGUGUCAUAAUAAGCAGGGUCAAAAAAGGGCCACUCCUUUGGAACACAGACCUUCAUUCAACAGAAGUAUUACUAAACUGAGUAUCCCUAACAGUUGUUCUCGUGGGAAGGGAACAAGGAUGAAGAGAUCAUCCUUGGAACAGAUUGUUCUUCCUAACUGAUUACGUUGUUUUUUUUAAAUGAAAGGCAAUUUCUAACAGCUUGUAUGCCUUGGCCAGGUUGAAAAUGUGUUUAUUUGGAAGUUAAGAUUACUAGUCAAAAUGUUAAAAAAUUUAACCUGAACAUGAUACCUCUUUUAGUGAUCUUAUUUGUUGGUAAAUUAUAAUCCCACGAGAAUCAUAAAUCAGAAGGGACAUUUAUGAGCAUCUGAAAAUAUUUCUUAAUUUCUGUGUUCCCUUUUCAAAUUGUAGAUUUGUAUUUGCCAAUAUAACCAUAUGCUCAGAAUAUCUAGAGUUAAAUCAGAAUCUCUAUGUUCCUACUCAGCGAUGUUCUAUGUUCUAAUCCCCCUGCAUGACUAUCAAAGGUAGUCACUUAGAAUCCAUCCCAUAUAGAACAGGACUGAGGCCGAAGCUCCAUUUAGGGUCAAAUGAAACCCGCAUGCCUUUUUCACUUCUGUCUCAUCAGAUUGGUAUCCAUGGUGGUAGAAAAGGACAAAUUUGCCAUGUCAAAUUUCCUCAAAGGUCACUCAAAUAUUAACUUCAAGAUGACGUGAAUUUAACCAGUGAGUUAUUGAAUAAAAUGAUUUCAAUGUUUUCACUUAAUUUGAUUUCAAUCGAUAUUGUUGUAAUAUUGUACAGUUUUUCUACCUCUUAUAAAUGGUAUACAAUGCUACAAGUACCGGUCAAAAAACAGUUUUUGUUGGACAAAAAUCAUUACCAUCUUUUUCACCUUGCAACGAUGUAACUGAACAGACUUAAGUGGUUUUAUUCUUGAAUCAAAAAUGUGUUUCAACAAUUGCUUCUUAACCAGGUUAGAGAAGUAUUGACUGAAGGAGUUUGAACGGGGUAUGUAUAAUGUUCAAAAGGUGAUUGUUGCCGGCGUCCUCACACACUUGCUGGUGAUGCUGUAUCUCCUUGUCUCUGAACAGUUCUCUCGCAAUGCUUUCACACUACACACAACCAACAAGAUUUACCCUUGUUAAUAUACUGCCUCUUUCCCACCCCACAGUAAUGUAUCAGAUCUUUAAAUUUGUUGAGAGUAUACUUUAUGCAAAUAUAUAUAUAUAUAUAAGUAUGAUGUGUAAUGUAUCUGCUGUCAAAUAUUUUUCAAAUAAAAAUAGGUUUCUGUCGUUGAGCCAGUUAGUGUACUGUUUUUUUGAACGCUAUUAUUUUAAGAGAAGGAUCAAA
This is a messenger RNA of Gadus chalcogrammus (walleye pollock), 4959 nucleotides long. RefSeq names its product basic helix-loop-helix ARNT like 1a (gene bmal1a). Bases 831 to 2744 code for a protein of 637 amino acids. Gene Ontology annotation, cellular component: aryl hydrocarbon receptor complex; cytoplasm; nucleus. The transcript has 19 exons. Gene Ontology annotation, molecular function: RNA polymerase II cis-regulatory region sequence-specific DNA binding; DNA-binding transcription factor activity, RNA polymerase II-specific; protein dimerization activity. The record is from RefSeq and is a predicted model, not a curated record. Lineage: Eukaryota; Metazoa; Chordata; Actinopteri; Gadiformes; Gadidae. Gene Ontology annotation, biological process: regulation of transcription by RNA polymerase II; circadian rhythm.